This is a messenger RNA of Salvia hispanica, 1914 nucleotides long. Lineage: Eukaryota; Viridiplantae; Streptophyta; Magnoliopsida; Lamiales; Lamiaceae. The record is from RefSeq and is a predicted model, not a curated record.
AUGGCAGGGAGACCAUUUUGGGGUGAUGUCAUCUCUUGCAAACCACAAGGAAGAAGCAUCAGGCUCGGGUCUGUUAUUCCAAUUUGCAAGCCUGAGUCGAGGCCUUAUGAAGGUCAAAAAUUUUCUUCCCUUGAGGAAGGAAUUUCCUUUUAUGAAAAGUAUGCUCAGGAGUCUUGUUUUGAUUGUCGAAGAUUUGGAAAUAGGUCUAGUGGUGGUGUUAUUAUUUUUCAGUAUGUUGUUUGCAAUAGACAAGGAUUUCAUACAGUAGAUUCGUUGGAUGUUGAUGUUAGUGUAUCUGAGGAUGGUAAUGUGUCUGAUGAUGAUGAAGAAUUUGUUGAGGAACACAAUCAUACUAUGGUUGACAAAGAUCAUAAGAGAUUUAUGAAAGAUAAUAAGUUAGUGAGCUUAUUCUGGUCUGAUGCUGAGUCUCGGAAGCAUUACCACAUGUUUGGAGAUGUUGUAGCAUUUGAUACAACAUAUUCAACAAACAGGUAUCGUAUGGUGUUUGGUCCAUUUACUGGGAAAGACAAUCAUGGGUGUCCUAUUGCGUUUGGAGCUGGUUUCGUAUCCGGUGAGAAUUGUGAUGCAUUUUCAUGGCUUUUCACUGUAUUUGUUGAAUGCAUGGGUGUUGCUCCAAGAAUCAUAAUCACUGACCAAGAUUGGGGAAUGAGGCUUGCCAUUGAGAAGGUAUUACCUGGUACAAGGCAUCGUUUGUGUAUGUGGCAUAUUAUGAGCAAGUUAUUUGAGAAGAUACCUAAAUCAAUUUCUGAUAGAGAAAAGUUUAGUAAGGAGUUUAAGUCUUGUGUUUGGUCAGAGUUGUUAGAUCCGGAUGAGUUUGAUAUAUUAUGGACUAGUAUUGUUGAAAAAUAUAGUGUAGAAGAUCAUAAGUGGUUUAAGGAUAUGUUUUUGAUCAGACAUAUGUGGAUCCCAGCCUUCUUUAGAGAUGUUCCUAUGGGUUCUUUAAUGAGAACAACAUCUUUUUCAGAAUCUGAAAACAGUUUUUUUAAGAGGUACUCGAAACCGUUGUUCAAUUUUGCUGACUUCACUCUUCAGUAUAACAAUGCCAUUGAUGCUCAAAGGAAUCAAACUGAAAGGCUUGACUAUUAUGAUUCUGUAAUCACUCCAAAAUAUGUCACUGAUUUAGCAUUUGAGAAGCAAUUGGCAUCUGUUUACACAGAUAGGAUGUUUAGAGUGGUACAAGAUUUGAUUGUUGAGGCUGAUAAGAGUUGUCGGAUGAUUAGCAUGUCCACAUUGGAGAACAUCGAGGUCUUCAAAGUUUCUGAUGCUAGAAAGAAGAUCUUUACAGUUACACAUGAGAUAGAGACUGAGUCAUAUGAAUGUGAGUGUAAACUAUUUUUAAGGUGUGGUUAUCUAUGCAGCCACCUUUUUUUCAUUCUCAGAAAUAAAGAUGUCAACAAUAUUCCAGAGAAAUAUGUUGGUAACCGUUGGCUUAAAAGUGAAUUACUAAAGGCAGUUCAUGGUCUCACAAUUGAUGAAAGUGCAUCUGACAGAGGUUCUAACAAAGAUGACAAACUACAGAUUGCUAAUAGGUGUCAUGGACGUUACUUUGGUCUAUAUCAGCGUGCUUUUAGGAAUAAAGAUCAUUUGAUUGCUUUGGAUAAUUUGCUUGCGGGUAUUGGUCCUCAAAUCUUUAAAGACGACUGUGCUGGAUCGUCUUCUCUUGAUAAAAAUGAUUCAAUCAUGAACAUAUAUGGUAUUGUUGUUCCUGAAGAAAUAACUGCCCAUGCUCCAGAUGUGGUUAGUACAAAAGGAGGUGCAAGUGACAAGAAAAACAGGAUUAAGUCAAGCAUAGAGAAAGCAAUUGAAAAAGUAAAUAAACCUCAUAGGCGUUGUGGAAAGUGUCACAAAGUUACUGAUCAUAAUGCUAGAAGUUGUGGCAGAAAUCAGACAUGA